AGGAUAUCCGGUCUGUGUGUGGACGGCUGCUGUUGUUAAGUCUCUCAGAUUUGACAGAAGAAACAUGGCGACGUUGCGGUGUUCUCUGUGAGGUGGAGUGCUGAAGACGGUGACAUCACUUUGAAUCCCAAGCUUGACCCCUUGCUUUUAGUGGGCUCACCACACAUCUGAAUGAAUAUCCUGCGGGUUGUGACAGCCAAAAAUGAACUGUCACCUGCGAUCAAGAAGCUCAAGGCAGCCAGUGGGGAGGAAAAGCCGUGCCCCUUGAGCUUUGAGAAGGCGGAGCUUAAGCAGAAACUAAGCCCCUUACAGUAUCGGGUUACACAGGAGAAAGGAACAGAGAGAGCAUUCAGUGGGAAGUACGUCAACUGGAAAGAUGAGGGAGUGUUCACCUGCAUUGUCUGUGGUAACCAGCUGUUCUCAUCCGAUAAGAAAUUUGACUCUAAUUCAGGAUGGCCGUCUUUCUAUGAUGUCGUCGAGCAGGGCAAGGUCACGGUCAAAGAGGAUGUCACUCAAGGUCUGACAAGGCUGGAGGCUAAAUGUGCAGCCUGCGGGGCCCAUUUGGGGCACAUCUUUGAUGAUGGCCCCAAACCCACCGGCAUUCGUUACUGUGUUAAUUCUGCGUCCUUGGACUUCCGAAAGCACACCACAGUCUGAUGGAAAGCCCCGCGACAUGAUGAUGUGGUGUACACGGUGCUUUAUAUACAUCCUAGUCAUGAUGGGUGUGUCAUCUGUGGCCUAGUUCACCUUUCACCUUCUGUGGCCAGUCAACCUUCACCCUUUGUUGCUCGACCUUUUCUUCUCAUCCAGUUGACCUUGACAUCUGACCUGGCUGACCUUCACCCUGGUGUUGGAUCAGUAGGUAACUCCACCUCAAGAGUAAGCAGCUGGUAUUAGAAACUGUUCUUAGAUCUUUUCUCUUAACUAAAUGAAAGACUUUUUCCCUCCUCAAAAGAUACUCAAUUUUGAGCAGCAACAGCUUUUUUGUUGUAUACCCAUUGUAUUGUUUUUGACCUUUAGAUUUUAACCUUUAUACUAUUAAUCUUGAUGCCAUGCUUUUUGUGGCUUCAUUCUCUAUACCAUAUUCACCAUCGUGACUUUUAGACUCUCUUUUGCUAGCCCGUAUGAUAGUUUCUUUUCGCUAUCAUACUUUAAAAUCUAUACCCUUUAGUAUUCUGUCUUGUUGAUAUUUCUAUGUGGUGUUAUUGAUUGUGUGCAGAAGACACAUAUGAUGUAAGAAGAAUAUGUAGUGUCUGACUGAGAGAGCCUGCACUUUGUUAUCACCACACACUCUCUUCCUAAAAACCUCUCUUCAAUAAUUGAUCGAGUUUUCUUUGAUAAAUUGGGGUCUAGAUUACAGUGUGCAGCUAGUAAUGUUAUCACAAUGGACAGGACCCCAAACGAGUGUUACCGGAUCAAUACAGUAGGAUCACAAGCAAAUUUUGAUCGUGAUAAUUUUUCAUUGUUUAGAAGGUUGUUUUGAUUGACAGUUCUGGGAGGUUUGUUGUUGUCUGUAUUAAAAACUGUCCAGAGGAAAGAGUGUUAUCCACAGUGCAUAUAAGACAUUGAAACUGUUUUGUUGUGGAACAGUGUUACAAUUUAGGCAUGUUUAAGACAGUCAGUGUUUAAGAGUAGAACUGCUCUAUUUCUAUUAUGACCACAAUAGCAUUACUGAUUAACAGACAGAACGUGUAUGUAAAACCACAUGAAAUUUUGCCUGUCAGCAUUUUUUGCCUGAUUAUGAGAAUUCAAGUAUUAAUCUUUAAGAAAGGCGUUUUGAGGUUUGUUUGGAAGAGUCCUAUCCUACUUGAAAAAAAAAAUAGUAUCAACACUGAAAGAAACAUUUUAUAACAUUUAUUUGACUGUAAAUGCACUCAUUUGGGCGAAAUUUUAGUUUGUGUACUGUAUUCAUGUACUUUGUGACCAUGCAGAGAAACCUGUACGGACACAGCUGUCAUGGUUUUUCAAAUCACACCAGACAUUAUCAUUUGUUUGGUACUAACACGUAAAACAGCUAGCUGCCCACUUUGUUGAUUCAUUUUCUUGUGAUGUUUUUUUUUUUUUUGUAAAAAUGUCAGGAUGGACAUUGCCACCAGACAACAAAACGCUUAUUUAAAAUUAUAAACUGAUUGGUUUAUGAGAGAUACUGUGAAAAAAUGUGGUACAUGAAGGAGGGACAUGUUCAGUUGAAGUCAGAAGCAUUAGGUUUUUUUUUGUCUAGUCCUGAUAACUAGUCAUUGUUUUUUUUGUUUUGUUUUUUUUUUAUCGGAAUUGGAAUGGUUUGAUGUGUAGAAUUGGGAAUCUUUUUCUAGUUUCUUUAGGCAUAACACCACAGUGUAGAUAAUGUUGCAAUGAACAAAAUUUUCAUGUUUUCAUGAGCGAGAAAAAAUAUUUUUGGAUUCUUAGACCUGAAACCUUCGAAACUUGGAAGAUGGCUGUGCAGUUGACGUUGCACGUACAUGUACACACAGGACAAGUAUCAUUACAUAAUAGACUCAGUUAAGACUAAAUAUAUUACUGGUGGAAAUUUUAUAGGCCCAGCAUUACCUAUUGCUUUACCCUAAAUGACGUUAAAUUUUGCCCAUGACUAUCUUGCCCAGUUUUCCUGAUUCUGAGAGUUCUGUUGAUUUUAGAAAGGUGUUUUGAUGUUUGCGUGAAACACAAGAUGAUAUUCUACUGGCAAAUUGUAAGUUUCAGCACCAGAAGUAAUUUUUUUGUGCCAUUUAUUUGCCCCGUACAAAUGCAUUUUUGUGGGCGAAAUUUUUAGGCCAUUUAGGGUACUUGUGGUAGACUUAGUUUUAAGCAUGGUAUAAGUGUAUAUGAACAACUCAGGAGGUGUAGAUAGACAAUGUGUAUAGAGUUACGUAGAGCUAAAGUGUACGUGGAAUGGUUGAAAGGCUGAAAGGCGGCGUCAGCAGUAGGUAAACAGCUUCAAGGGCUGCCUGAAGUGAGCAGAUUUGUCAAGAGACUUGAUGGCUGAGAUAUGGUCUCCUGUAGUCUAGCGAGGGAUUCAUUUACUAACAGUGCAUUACUAUUACUGCAGGACAUAGUUUUGUUUUGACCUGUAUGCUAAUUUAUUAACGAGUAAUCCUGAUAUUUCAUGUUCAGCUGAGAUUUAUAAAUAAUCGUACUAAUUAACUCAAGCACGCUUCCUGCAAAGGUUAUUGAAGUAGAAAUAGGCUUACAUGUGUUGAGAAUAAGAAGGUGGAGUAUUUAUUUUUUUUUUUUAUUAAAGGGCAUGAUAUGGGAAUUACAGAAAAAAGGAGACAUAGUUUUGGAGAUAAUGCAAGAGACCGGAUAAAGUCUGGCAUAAAAGUUGCUGAUACAUGCAUGCUUGCCUUGAAAUGGCACAACCAGACGACUGAAUUGUACAUUUGGUGGUAUUUAUUGCCCAUUGCUUGCCUUUAUGAGUACAUGUAACUGCG
Molecule: messenger RNA, 3425 nt
Organism: Liolophura sinensis
Lineage: Eukaryota; Metazoa; Mollusca; Polyplacophora; Chitonida; Chitonidae
Product: methionine-R-sulfoxide reductase B3, mitochondrial-like
Exons: 4
Coding region: 172-657 (161 amino acids)
Biological process (GO): response to oxidative stress; protein repair
Cellular component (GO): cytoplasm
Molecular function (GO): peptide-methionine (R)-S-oxide reductase activity
Source: RefSeq, a predicted model, not a curated record